Colletotrichum graminicola M1.001 is the source of this 801-nucleotide messenger RNA. Its product is annotated as dienelactone hydrolase. Gene Ontology annotation, molecular function: hydrolase activity. The record is from RefSeq and is a predicted model, not a curated record. Bases 1 to 801 code for a protein of 266 amino acids. The transcript is spliced from 4 exons. Lineage: Eukaryota; Fungi; Ascomycota; Sordariomycetes; Glomerellales; Glomerellaceae.
AUGCUCAGCAAGCCAAUUGUUCUAGCCCUCCUGGGAUCCGCUUCCCUGGCGAGUGCUGCGAGGAAAUGCCCCGUUGCCGACGUUUCCGCCAUCGCCCAUACCGGCACACCGGUCGGCGAAGAGCUCUCCUAUAACGGACUCACCCAAUAUGUCUCGAAGCCCAAGGCAGGGUUUGUGGCCGGCAAUAAGACGACCGGUGUGCUGUACUUGACCGAUGUGUUUGGUAUUCAAUUGCCCGAAAACAAACUGCUCACCGACAGCUUCGCUCGUGCUGGCUAUGUCGCUGUCGCCCCGGACCUAUUCAACGGCAACCCGGCGCCGAACGACAUCAACAUACCUGGCUUCAACACAACCCAAUUUCUCGCACAGCAUGGCCCGAACGUAACCGACCCCAUCAUUGCCAAUUCUAUCAAGUAUCUCCGCGAGGAGCUUGGUGUCGAGAAAGUUGCCGUCACGGGAUACUGCUUUGGUGGUCGCUAUUCGUUCCGUGUCCUUGCUGAUGGCAAGGGUGCCCAAGUCGGCUUCGCUGCGCACCCGAGUUUGCUCACUGAUGACGAGAUUAAGGCAAUCACCGGCCCCGCCAGUGUCGCUGCUGCCGAGAAUGACAAUCUCAUGACUGCCGCUCGUCGCGCAGAAGUCGAGGCGCUCCUCGGCCAGACCGGACAGCCGUUUUCUGUAGCCCUGUAUGGUGGCACUUCCCACGGUUUCGCCGUUCGUGCGAACAUCUCGGACCCCAGACAGAAGUUCGGUAAAGAGGAAGCUUUCUUCCAAGCAGUGCGCUUCUUCGAUACCUGGGCUUGA